UCCAUAUCUUCACGUGACAUGCACUAAUACAACACAGAAAUUGUACUUGACACCAAUCGAGAAUUUUUCACGUUUUCGUCAUGGUUUACUACUACAGCUCAUCGUGCGCCGGAUGGACACGAGCACUGGAAGAUCUGUAGAAAACUUCGCUCUGUACUUCUUUUCCCUUCUAUUCUUCAUCUCAACAAAGGUGUUUUAGUCAUACCAAUUGCCCAUAUAGUUCAGAAUGACUCUGCUGAGUGACUUCUACACCGCUAUUGGUGGAAAGUCUGUCGUUUCUAAGAAGACAAGGGCCUCGGCUGCUCCAAUCUCCUCUCCUACUCUUGAGCUGUUGGACUCCACCGACCCUUUGGCUACUGUUGUUGAGCUACAACAACAGUUAGAAGAAGGUGAGCCUUUGUCUGUCUUCACAUCCGAUAGUGUCUUGGUUAAGUCUCUUCCUCACUUGCAACAGCUCAAAGAUGUUGUUCUUAAUGUCGAUUUGAAAGACUACCAAUCUGUGAUUGCUGUUAAGGAUUUGGAUUUCGUCACCUUGAUCUCUAAGAAUAACUCUGAUUUGGCCAAGUUCCUCGUUCUUUCCCAUGUCAUCGUUAAGAACUUGGGAAGACCAGUAUUUCACUUCAUUGACCACGCAGCCAUUGCGCAAGACUCAUCUGUUGCAAAACUUGAAAAAUCUCAAUUGCCAGUUGUCGACAUCAAAGUGUUCAGACCUUUGGACACAUCCAAGAUUGUAAAGGCUCUUCCUUCAUCAGUGGAAAACAUUGCAUUGGUACAACAAUCUUACUCUAAACCUGCAUCUAAGUUCUCUCCAUUCCUCCUAGAGUUCUUCCAAGACGGCUCUUUGCUUGUGGAUAGCGGCAUUAAGAAGAUCACCGCAUCCUAUGUUGGUGAUAACAGUGAUCUCGAUUCAUUGGUUAAAGUUCUCCUCUCAAACUUGGCAUUGGAUAACCCAAUUCAAAACUUGUACUUUGGUGAAGAGCAGCAGCAAUCCACAGUGGAUUCUGAGGCUGUUUCAAAAGUCUCCAAGUUGGAGGACAGUUACACAACAAUCUUGAACAACCUCUUUGGCUCAAACUUGGACCUCUUGAACCAAUUUCAGAGUACAAACGUUUCAACCUCUAACCCAGAGUUUGGUUUCGGUAAAUUCAUCCACAAGAAGGAACAAUUGCAACAGUUGAUCUCCUUAGUGACAGACUCUUUGGACAAAUUCCUUACUCCAAGAGCUUCAGAGCUUGUUGAGAAGUUGACCAAAUGGCUUGUACAUGCUCGUGCUGGUAAGACUACUGAUGCUUCACUUGUCAGCUCUAUUGUUGAGAUCUUGGAAGGUGAUUCUUCAGAUGCUGCUCAACAGAUCUUGUCAUUGAAGGAUGCUUUCAACAUUCAAUCGUCUUGGUUGAUUGGUUCUGACUCUUGGGCCUACGAUCUGGGUUCCUCUGGUGUCCACCACGUUCUUAGCUCUAACCAAGAUAUCAACAUGUUGAUCUUGGAUAAUGAACCUCUCUCCUCAAAGACCGAAGAAAAGCCAUUUUCAGUCCAGAGAAAGAAGGAUAUCGGUUUAUACGCCAUGAACUACGGUAACGCAUACGUUGGUUCCAUUGCUAUCUACUCUUCCUACACCCAAGUGUUGACUACUUUGAUUGAGGCUUCCCAAUUCGACGGUCCAUCUGUUGUUCUUGCCUACUUGCCAAUUACAAGCGAGAACGAUACACCUCUUGACAUCUUAAAGAACACCAAACAAGCUGUGGACUCUGGUUACAUUCCUCUUUAUCGUUACAACCCAACUUUGGAGAAUGAGGACUCAUUCAAGCUUGACUCCACUGUCAUCAAGGAGCAGCUCAAGAGCUUCUUGGACCGUGAGAACAAGUUAACUCUUUUGUCCCAAAAGAACCCACAGUUUGCCAGAACCUUGGAACAAUCUCAAUCUUCUUUGAUAAAGCAAAAACAAGACAGAAGAGCAAGAGAGGCUUACAGCCAAUUGCUCGAAGGUUUGUCUGGUCCACCAUUGUCCAUCUACUUUGCAUCUGAUGGUGGUUCUGCAGAGAACGUUGCUAAGAAAUUAGGAAAGCGUGCUACUCAAAGAGGUCUGAAGGCAACUGUCUUGUCAAUGGAUGACAUCGUUCUUGAGGAUCUGCCAACUGAGGAGAACAUUGUGUUCGUUACCUCAACUUCUGGUCAAGGUGAGUUUCCUCAAAACGGUAAGGGCUUCUGGGAUGCCAUCAAGGCCUCUGGUGACCUUGAUUUGGCCUUCUCCAAGAUUUCUGUCUUCGGUUUGGGUGAUUCUUUGUACUGGCCAAGAGCUCAAGACAAGCACUACUACAACAAACCAGCCAAGGAUUUGUUCAACAGACUCACAUUCCUCAAUGCGAAGGAGCUUUGUCCUCUCGGUUUGGGUGAUGACCAAGAUGCUGAUGGUUUCAACACUGGCUACAACUUGUGGGAGCCAGAAUUGUGGAAGGCAUUGGGUGUUGAUGAUAUCAAGACUGCUGAUGAACCACCUCCAAUCACCAACGAAGAUAUCAAGGCUGCUUCUAACUUCUUAAGAGGUACUAUUGCCGAAGGUUUGGUUGAUGAAUCUACUGGUGCUAUCUCUGCCCACGACCAACAGCUCACCAAGUUCCACGGUAUUUACAUGCAAGAUGACCGUGAUUUGAGAGAUUCACGUAAGGCCGCUGGCUUGGAGCCAUACUACAUCUUCAUGGCACGUGUGAGACUUCCAGGUGGUGUCACCACUCCAGAGCAAUGGUUGGCUUUGGACAAGCUUGCCAACGAGACUGGUAACGGAACCAUUAAGCUUACUACCAGAGCCACUUACCAGUUGCACGGUGUUGUUAAGCACAACCUGAAGCAUGCCAUCAGAGGGAUGAAUGCUGCUUUGAUGGACACUCUCGGUGCCUGUGGUGAUGUUAACAGAAACGUUAUGAUUAGUGCUCUACCAGGUAAUGCCAAGGUCCACGGCGAAGUUGAAGCCGUGGCCAAGAAGAUCUCUGAACACCUCUUACCGCAAACCACUGCUUACCACGAGAUCUGGUUGGAAGGAAAGGAUGAGAGAGACGAUGAUCCAUCCUGGACUGAUACCUUUGAGAACAGAAAAGAAGGGCCUAAGAAGGUUAAAACCAUGGUUGCUGGUAACGCUCUUGUUGACAAUGAACCAUUGUAUGGUCCGCUCUAUCUUCCUAGAAAAUUCAAGAUCAACAUCACGGUUCCACCUUACAACGAUGUUGAUGUUUGGUCUUCCGACGUUGGUCUGAUUGCUGUCAUUGAAGACAAUGUCUGUGUUGGUUUCAACGUGCUUGUUGGUGGUGGUAUGGGUUCCACUCACAACAACAAGAAGACCUAUCCAAGAACUGGUUCUCACUUUGGUUUCGUAUACUACGAUGAGAUCCACACUGUCUGUGAAAAGAUCAUGCUUGUCCAGAGAGACUUUGGUAACAGAAAGGACAGAAAGAACGCCAGACUCAAAUAUACUGUUGAUACUCUUGGUCCUGAUGUUUACAAGUCUAAGGUUGAAGAGCUCUGGGGCAAGAAGUUCGAGGCUGAGCGUUCCUAUGAGAUCAAAGACAACAUUGACCACUUUGGCUGGACCCAGGAUGAGUUGAACCAACACCACUUCACCUGUUUCAUUGAGAACGGUCGUGUUGAGGACAGUGCUGAGCUCCCUCAGAAGACUGGUUUGAAGAAGAUUGCGGAAUACUUCCAAUCAAGACCGGGCUCCAAGGGUUCUUUCAGAUUGACCGGUAACCAGCACGUUUUGAUUUCGUGUGUUUCUGACGAGGAGUUACCUGCUGUUAAGGAGUUGAUGGCUCAGUACAAGCUUGAUAACACGGCCUUCAGUGGAUUGCGUCUCUCUUCUGCUGCGUGUGUUGCUUUCCCAACUUGUGGUUUGGCCAUGGCUGAGGCCGAGAGAUACCUUCCAGUGAUGAUCAGCAAGCUUGAAGAGGCUCUUGAAGAGUACGGCUUGAAGCACGAUUCUAUUGUCAUGAGAAUGACGGGUUGUCCAAAUGGUUGUGCUCGUCCAUGGUUAGCCGAAGUUGCACUUGUUGGUAAGGCGUACGGUACUUACAACUUGAUGCUUGGUGGUGGUUACUACGGCCAACGUUUGAACAAGAUAUAUAGACAGAGUAUCAAGGAGGAUGAAGUUCUUGCCAUCUUGAAGCCUCUUUUCAAGAGAUGGGCUCUUGAGAGAGAAGAGGGUGAACACUUUGGUGAUUUCUGUAUCAGAAUUGGUGUCAUCAAGCCAACGCUGGAAGGUAAGUACUUCCAUGACGAUAUUCCAGAACAGUGAUGAAGCUUUUGUAUUUAUUAGAGAUUUUUUA
This is a messenger RNA of Williopsis jadinii, 4313 nucleotides long. It is a transcript of the gene MET5, whose product is annotated as sulfite reductase (NADPH) subunit beta. Gene Ontology annotation, cellular component: sulfite reductase complex (NADPH). NCBI's taxonomy places the organism in Eukaryota, Fungi, Ascomycota, Saccharomycetes, Phaffomycetales, Wickerhamomycetaceae. Gene Ontology annotation, molecular function: FMN binding; iron-sulfur cluster binding; heme binding. Bases 227 to 4282 code for a protein of 1351 amino acids. The transcript is spliced from 2 exons. The record is from RefSeq and is a predicted model, not a curated record. Gene Ontology annotation, biological process: sulfate assimilation.